This is a messenger RNA of Halichondria panicea, 1366 nucleotides long. RefSeq lists its product as uncharacterized. Gene Ontology annotation, cellular component: nucleus; cytosol. The record is from RefSeq and is a predicted model, not a curated record. Gene Ontology annotation, molecular function: adenosine kinase activity. NCBI's taxonomy places the organism in Eukaryota, Metazoa, Porifera, Demospongiae, Suberitida, Halichondriidae. Gene Ontology annotation, biological process: purine nucleobase metabolic process; purine ribonucleoside salvage. The coding region runs from base 93 to 1187 and encodes 364 amino acids. The transcript has a single exon.
CCCUCCUUUUCACCAAGAUAUUGAACACGUGUUGUGUAUUUCAUGACUGACCUUCUUUUAGGAAUAAUCAUAGCCAUUUCUAGUUGAGCUCUAUGUCUAACAGCACCUCGAUCAGUCCUGUACCACCAGAGGAGAAGAGAGCAAAAAUGUCAACUGAAGCACCAGAGGGAAUUCUUUAUGGGAUGGGCAACCCGCUGCUGGAUAUUUCUGCUGAAGUGCCUGCUGACUACCUGGAGAAGUACGGCCUAAAGCCCAACAAUGCCACACUGGCCGAGCCCAAGGAUUUGCCCAUUUAUCAAGAGAUAAUCGAUAAGUACAGUGUAGAGUACAUAGCCGGCGGAGCCACACAGAACAGCAUUCGAGUUGCCCAAUGGAUGCUAGGGAGACGAUUCGCCACCAGUUAUAUUGGGUGUAUUGGAAAAGACAAAUUCGGUACGCAGCUCGAAAAACAGGCAACCAACGACGGGGUCAAAGUUCAGUAUUGUGUUGACGAGGCGGAGCCGACAGGAACGUGUGCCUGUCUGAUAACAGAGAAGGUACGAUCCCUCGUCGCUAAUCUGGGUGCGGCUAACAAGUACAAGGUGGAGCAUCUCCGGGAGGCUGAGAACUGGGCACUAGUCGAGAAAUCCCAGUUUGUUUAUAUCGCCGGUUUCUUUUUGACUGUUUCCGUGGACUCGAUACUUGCUGUGGCUAAACACUGUGCCGAGACCAACAAGUAUUUUAUGAUGAACCUCUCCGCUCCGUUCAUCAGCCAGUUCUUUAAAGACCAACUCCUCUCUGUACUUCCAUACGUUGAUAUCUUGUUUGGAAACGAAUCCGAAGCCGAAGCUUUCUCUCAAGCUCAAGAGUACGGCACUAAAGAUCUCAAAGAAAUUGCUCAGAAAAUUGCCGCCCUCCCAAAAGAGAACGCUAAGAGAGAGCGUGUGGUCAUCAUCACACAAGGUGAAGACCCGGUGUUGCUAUGCAAGGAGGGCAAGAUCACAGAGUUUCCUAUCACCCCGAUAGCGCCUGAGGAUAUUGUCGACACGAAUGGUGCUGGUGAUGCGUGGGUGGGAGGAUUCCUGUCUCAGCUUGUGAUUGGUCGAUCGCUCGAUGAGUGCAUACAAGGUGGACACUAUGCUGCCAACGUGGUCAUCAAAAGGUCAGGGUGUACUUUCCCAAGUCAAGUGGACUUUAAACUCUCUUAGGGUGUAUAUAACAGCUUUUAUUUUUUGAUGGAGCUUUAUUUUGUGGAUUUACAGGUACUUGUUGAAUGAUUAUUUUAUACUACACAAUAUAUAAUUAUGUGAUUUAUUAUGUUUUUGCUCAUCUGUGAAUUUACAUAUUUAUGUGCAGGCUGAUGAAUAAAAUAUUGAUAUUGAAUCUA